Molecule: messenger RNA, 2981 nt
Organism: Sapajus apella (tufted capuchin)
Lineage: Eukaryota; Metazoa; Chordata; Mammalia; Primates; Cebidae
Gene: ASB9
Product: ankyrin repeat and SOCS box containing 9
Exons: 7
Coding region: 1263-2147 (294 amino acids)
Biological process (GO): intracellular signal transduction; protein ubiquitination; positive regulation of protein catabolic process
Molecular function (GO): protein binding
Source: RefSeq, a predicted model, not a curated record
AAAAAAAACAAAAAUAGAAUAUAGGUACAUUUAUGUGGAAAAUGUAAAUUGAUAAAUGUGCAUACAUGUGUAUGCAUAGAAAUGCCUUUAAAAAUGUUAAUGACACCUCUCAAACUGUUAAUAACAGCCACCUAAUGUUUCAACUGAGACUCCAUAAAUCUAAAACAGCUAGGCCUCAUCUUUGCAAUUAAGACAAAUCUGCAGUCACUGCACAGCCAGCCUUUACUUGAGACUUAACUCAGAGCCUUCCCCUAUGGGGAUGAAAAAUCCUCUUCCACCUGGAAGAGAGGAAUGCUGGGAGUCCAGAGGUGGCCCUCAGCCUGAAGUAGCACCAAGGGGUGUGAGGCAACUGGGUUUAUCUGAAACGACAUGGACACAGAACACCCAAAUAUUUUGUAUAAGCAAAAUGCUAACAAAAUAAGUUUUAAUAAUUGACAAUGGAAAGAUAGCAGGUCUCUUCCGCAUCCCAGGCCACCUAGCAAUCCAGUUUUCCAAUUGCAAUGGUUCAUUAUUUAUUUAGAAGUUAAAAUAAAAGGAGUGGAGGAAGGGUGAAGCAGGACAUUUAGUGAAAUUCUUGCAGUCGAAAUGAAAAAAGCAGUUCUUUCCAAAGGUACAUUAUUGUAACAUAUAGACACAUUUUCCCAUAAGAAACUCCCAGUGAAAUUGAAAGCACGUGUGCAGAUGGCCAGGGCGUGCUGUGCAUGAUACUGUGCAAGCAAUUCAGCAGGGCUGCUGCUGCAAAACCAGCGUUCUCAGCUCUGGGUGCUGGGGCUUGUCUCCAUAACAAGCUACCAUGUAACAAACGGAUCUCAGCAGGGUGAACAACACUCGCAGAAAGUGAGCUGUUUACUUCGUCCCCACCCUGCUCCCUUAACUCUAAAAAGUUACAAACUGUAAGUUUCCUUCCUGAUAAAUGCCAAGGCUUCCUCACUGAUUGGUCUCAGUUUGGGAAAGGACGUGACAUCAGCAACUUCGGAGACUGGGGGCUGGAGGGUUCUUGUGGCCUCUGCCGGGCCUCCAGCCAGUUAGGUAAAGUGUGUGUGUGUGUGUGUGCGCGUGUACCCGAGCGUGUGCUUCUCUCUGAACACAGGUAGUACUCAGAUUACCCUGCCUGCUCUGUUCUUUGCUGCAGACCAUUUGACCAGGACGUGUGCAGCUCAGCCAGCCACAUAAAUUUUUCAGGAGCAAGGGGAGCAUGAAGUUUGGACUUUGCUGAGCAACUGAAGUACGGCGCAGAGCUUGCUCACUCAGGAGAGAGCACCAUGGAUGGCAAGCAAGGGGGCAUGGAUGGCGGCAAGCCCGUGGAGCCAAGAGAUGCUUCUGACACCAGGCUUCUUUCGAACCCAUUGAUGGGCGAUUUUGUGUCUGAUUGGUCUCCUGUGCAUGAAGCUGCAAUUCACGGACGUCAGCUGACUCUGAGGAAACUCAUCAGCCAGGGGUGGCUUGUGAAUAUUGUCACAGCAGAUCAUGUUUCUCCACUCCAUGAAGCCUGUCUCGGAGGUCAUCCCUCUUGUGCAAACAUUUUAUUACAGCAUGGAGCACAGGUGAAUGGCGUGACAACAGACUGGCACACUCCACUCUUUAAUGCUUGUGUCAGUGGCAGCUGGGAUUGUGUGAAUUUGCUCCUGCAGCAUGGAGCCAACCUUCAACCUGCGAGUGAUCUGGCAUCCCCCAUCCAUGAAGCAGCUAAGAGAGGCCACGCGGAGUGUGUCGACGCUCUUAUAGCUCAUGGGGUCAACAUUGACCAUAACAUCAGCCACCUGGGCACUCCACUCUAUUUGGCUUGUGAAAACCAGCAGAUAGCCUGUGUCAAGAAGCUUCUGGAGUCAGGUGCAGAUGUGAACCAAGGCAAAGGUCAUGAUUCUCCACUUCAUGCAGUGGCCAAGACGGUCAGUGAAGAGCUGGUUUGCCUACUCAUGGAUUUUGGAGCAGACACCCAGGCCAAGAAUGCUGAAGGCAAACGUCCUGUGGAGCUGGUGCCUCCAGAGAGCCCUUUGGCCCAGGUCUUCUUGGAGAGAGAAGGGCCCCCAUCUUUGAUGCAGUUAUGCCGCCUUAGAAUUCGGAAGUGCUUUGGAAUCCGGCAGCAUCAUAAGAUAAGCAACCUCAUCCUCCCAGAGGAUCUGAAACGGUUUCUCCUACAUCUUUAAAUGCAUCAAGGGAACGGAUUCACAAACAACAUGAAAACAUUAUUGAGUGUCGUAGCCAUUAGAAUUUUAAAAAUCUAGUUGGGUUUAUAGAGUUUGAUUGAUGUUUUCCAUUAGAUUUGUUAUAGAAACGCACUGCAUACAUUUGUAUUAGUUAGAAGGUGUGAAGACAUUUUUCCCACUUGGAAGAGAAUGUUUAAAAUAACAGUUGUUGUUUUAAAUAUUUACUCCAUGCCAAGCACUUUCUGCAUCAUCUAAUUCAGCCCUCACAGCAACUGGUCAGUAUGUCCAGUUUCCCAGAGCAAGGAUAGAGGAGUCAGAUUCAAAUACAGGUUUUCUGACAUUAGCUUAAGUGAUUAUUUGAUCAAGGCAGGAUUUUCCAGCAUCACUAUCCUUGUUCCGUCUCUGCUAUAUGGGAAGCAAAAUGAAGAAAUAUAUUUCUUGGUUUAUAUCUAAUUGGUUUUAACCUUCCCUGUUCUUGAGACAAAACCAUUACUGUCCUAGCAUAGUAUGGGGGUGAAUUCUUUUUUUCAACCAAAACACUAUAUACGUAUUAAGCAUAUUCUAGAACCUUGCUGCUUAUGACAGUUAUUCUUUUGAAUAUUUACUCCAUGCCAAGCACUUUCUGCAUCAUCUAAUUCAGCCCUCACAGCAACUGGAUCAGUAUGUCCAGUUUCCCAGAGCAAGGAUAGAGGAGUCAGAUUCAAAUACAGGUUUUCUAACACUAGCUUAAGUGAUUAUUUGAUCAAGGCAGGAUUUUCCAGCAUCACUAUCCUUGUUCCAUCUCUGCUGUAUGACAAUAAAAAUAAAGAAAUAUGUUUCUUGGUUUAUGUCUAA